Messenger RNA from Mucor mucedo, 288 nucleotides. RefSeq lists its product as uncharacterized. The record is from RefSeq and is a predicted model, not a curated record. The transcript is spliced from 2 exons. The annotation marks the transcript as partial. Lineage: Eukaryota; Fungi; Mucoromycota; Mucoromycetes; Mucorales; Mucoraceae.
GUAUUUGGAGGCUUACAAGGAACUUUGGGGGAGAAAUCACUCUUCGUUGGUUAUGAAAUGAAACUCGCUGAAUGGAAGUCGAAGUGCAUUGCCUUCUUAUCUCGUAACGUUAUUAUCGACUUUAGUAACACUACCCAACUUAAAGCCAUCGGCAUUAAAUUCAUCCGACUGAACAACGGAUUCCGAAUUAAGAUUAAAAGAAUCGAAAACCGUAGUAACGGUGAAACGGUUUUGAAGGAUGCUGAGGUUUUCGUCUAUGCAAAUUCAAAUGAAAGGGUAUCAAAAUAA